AUGGACUUUCAGUCUAAGAGAAAUGAAGAACGAUCAUUGAGCAGAACCGAGUAUGUUCUUAAACUCCUAACGCCAAGUCCUCAAAGAAUCGAACGAUUAAAAAGCCAAAUGGAGCACCGCCUUAACGCAGGUCGUGGAGAAGCUAAAUAUAUCGUUGGAUUAAACUGGGAAGGCCAACCCGUAGGUUUGACACUUGAAGAGCUUGACUCAUGCAUAAGUGUUCUUGGGUCCGUUGCUGAGUCUCUUGAUGCCUCUCUUCUUUUGCUUGCAAAAGAGAAAAAAGAAGAAGGCUAUGUAGGCGAACUCCUAAUAAGGAAAAAAGAGCGACAAGGUGUAAUAAUGGACAUACGUGUCGCGUUAUUAGGAGCUUCUGGGGUCGGAAAAACCAGUCUGGUCGGAGUUUUAAGUAAAGGAGUUAUGGAUAAUGGCAAAGGUAAAGCCAAAAAUUCAACUUUACUGCAUAAGCACGAAAAAAAGAUAGGCUACACCACCUCUGUUACCCAACAUCUAGUCGGAUUUGACACCCAAGGACAAGUGCUUAGAAGCAAAAAAGGCUGGGAACAAUUGGUAUGCCAAUCCUCUAAGCUUAUCAGCUUAAUCGACCUCCCAGGCCAUGCCAAAUACAAAAGAAACCUCCUUUAUGGUAUGUCAAGCCAAAACCCAGAUUACUGUUUAAUAGUCUACGAGCCUUCAGAAGAGCCAAAUUCUACUUUCACUGACCACCUUGCCUUAGCUUCUGCUUUAAAACUCCCGAUUUUUAUCGUCAUCUCCAAAAUCGACAAAUACCCACAAAUUGUCAUAGACCGUUCUUUAGACUAUCUCCAAGCCGAGCUUAGAAACCAACGCAGAACUAUGAUGGAAGUGACCAAUUUUGAAGAUGUCGUCCUCUAUUCUCGGCUAUUUGCCCAAGAACAGCUCGCCCCAGUUUUUUCAGUUUCCUUUAUUACAGGCUGCAAUCUCGACUUAUUAUUAAGCUUUCUUAACCUUCUCCCAGCUGCUGAAAACUGAGAAAGCACAGACAGCUACCCUGAGUUUUAUAUAGAAAAAUGAUAUGAAAAAGAAGGACUUAUCAUAGGCGGGGUCAUGGUCAAAGGCAAAGCCUGCGCGCUACAACGACUGAUGCUUGGUCCUGACAACAGAGGUAAAUUCAGAUGUGUCCAAAUAAUGGGCAUCCAUGUAAAUAAAGUCCCUGUACGUUCAGUCAGUGCAGGACAAUUUUGUAGUUUUAAAGUCACUUUAGGAUCUUCUACUGAAAAAUGGCUCAGGGAAAACGAGCUGAGGAAAGGAAUGGUGUUGGUUGAUAAAAAAGUCAACCCAAGGGCAGCUUUUGAGUUCCAGUGCUUGAUUUGACCUAUUGAUAGUGUCAAAGAAGCAAGGACACUGAAAAGCUCGUAUGAGCCGAUGAUUUAUACUCAGACUAUAAGCCAAUGUGCAAGAGUUGUGGGGGAAGGAAAAACCAUUGUCCCUGGACAGUCUACGAAUUUGACGCUGAGGUUUUUGUAUCACCCGGAAUAUGUGUCAGAAAACACGAGAUUUAUCAUAAGGGAUACUUUUAUGACGGCACUUGGGACGAUUACGAGCUUAAAAUUUGAGUAA
Blepharisma stoltei is the source of this 1596-nucleotide messenger RNA. Lineage: Eukaryota; Ciliophora; Heterotrichea; Heterotrichida; Blepharismidae. The record is from the annotation of a GenBank genome assembly.